ACCACCACCCAUCGUUGGCUGUUUGUUCUUUCAUACUACAUGACUAAAGCUAUUGGUAAAUCUGAGGUGGUUGAACCAUAUUCAAUCAAAAAUAUCCCGCCUUUAAUUAUUGGAGGUGCUGUGUUUAACACGCAAUAUUCAUCUGAUCCUCACCUGCUUCCAAUCCAAGAAAUUAUUCAAACUGCAUUUGAUCUUGGAAUUAACGCUCUUGAUACAUCACCAUAUUAUGGACCUUCUGAAGAAUUGAUCGGAAAUGCCUUGACUAAGAUCACUUAUCCUCGUGAAUCUUAUUAUAUCUGUACUAAAGUUGGACGAGUUAAGUUGAAUGAUUUUGAUUAUUCCCGUUCCCUGGUGCGUAAAUCAAUUGAAAGAUCAUUAACGAGAUUGAACACAACCUAUCUCGAUUUGGUAUACAUGCACGAUAUUGAAUUUGUUGAAGAAAAUGAGAUAAUUGAAGCCUUGAAAGAGUUGAAAUUGUUAAAGGUUGAAGGUAAGGUCAAGAAUAUUGGGAUUUCUGGCUAUCCAAUAAAAUUUUUGUACAAGAUUGCAUUGCUUGCCAAGUCAAAUCCCGAAAUUGGACCCCUUGAUGGAAUUUUAUCAUAUUGUAAUGGAUGUAUACAAAAUAUCAAAUUAUUUGAAUAUUAUGACAGGUUAAUUAAUGAGUGCGGUAUUCAAAAAGUUAUGAAUGGCUCGAUUCUUUCAAUGUCAUUGUUAAGAUCAGAUAUAACCCACUCAUUCCAUCCUGCCAGCCAAGAAUUAAAGGAUAAAGUAUAUGAUAUUUCCCAGCAAUUAUUAAAGGAGGACAAUGUAGAAUUGGCAGAAUUGGCCACAAGAUUUGCAUUAAGAGAAUGGUUAUUUGAAACAACCAAACAAACAUCUUCGGAAUUAACUUGGAAUGAAAGUACUGCUAUUGUUUUAGGUGUUUCUAAUAUUAAAGAAUUGAAGGUUGCCAUUGAUAGUUAUUGGAAUAUUAAGGAGAAUGUCCAUAAUAUUAAUACCACGGAUAUUCCCUUGGUUAAGAAAGUUCAAGAUUUAUUAGGCAAACAACAUUUCAAUGAAGUUUGGCCAAGCGGUAUCCCAGGUAGAGAUUAAAUAGAAUUAUAGAGUAAUUGUAACAACUUUUAAUAUAAAA
Messenger RNA from Spathaspora passalidarum NRRL Y-27907, 1132 nucleotides. Its product is annotated as D-arabinose 1-dehydrogenase (NAD(P)(+)). The transcript has a single exon. Gene Ontology annotation, cellular component: cytosol. Bases 40 to 1092 code for a protein of 350 amino acids. The record is from RefSeq and is a predicted model, not a curated record. Lineage: Eukaryota; Fungi; Ascomycota; Pichiomycetes; Serinales; Debaryomycetaceae. Gene Ontology annotation, biological process: dehydro-D-arabinono-1,4-lactone biosynthetic process. Gene Ontology annotation, molecular function: D-arabinose 1-dehydrogenase [NAD(P)+] activity.